UUCCUCAGUACUUAGAAAAUAGUAAGGGGACGUACUUGCUGUGACUAACAGAUACUAUAUAAACCAAUGUGUUCUGGUUACUCUGAAAUUGGGAGUUGGGCUAUUUGGAAGAGUGCAGCUCGGGGGAAGAUCUCUGAUAACAUGGAAGUGAAGUCAAACAGAAUAGUGUUCAUCCGUCUUCCAAAGAAUCAAAUGGCUGCUUUGGCUAAAAAUUAUGAACUGGACCAUGGGUUGAUGAUCAUAGAAUUGAACCCCUACAUAAAUGCAGGAUAUGUACAAGCUUACUUUAAAGAAUGGGGAGUCGUCACAGCAUGCAAGGUUAAUAAGAGCACCAAUGGCAAGGACAAAUCGGUGGCCUAUGUGAGGUUUUCUGCAGAGGAUGAUGCCGACAGAGCAGAAUGGGCCGGUCCUCACUACAUUGGAGGCGAUGUGGAAGUGAAACGAGUUGUUAGUCCAAAGAUGGAGGAGGAUUCGGAUGAGGAGGUGUCCUCGGUCGUUACUCGGCCUCGUCCACGGCGUUCAGUGGGCUUGGGCUACAUACUGGAAGACGCUCAGUGGUUAGAUGAUGAGUUGGAGUAAACAAAUACUCUGCAACUUUGUCUUUAGAAGUUAGAAAAUCAUAAAUGUAUACGCUCAUGAAAAUCAUCGAUAUUCUGAAAUUUUGAGGACUGAAAAGAUGACUGUAUUUAUAAAUAGCCUAUUUUUUGACUAUAUAAGUUUGUUUAUCUCUUGAACCUUAAUGUGAGUUUCUGUGAUACACAUUAUUCUGCUGAGUCUGCUAUGUUGUGCAUUAUUAUAAUAAACGGUUAUAUAUA
Molecule: messenger RNA, 815 nt
Organism: Cyclopterus lumpus (lumpfish)
Lineage: Eukaryota; Metazoa; Chordata; Actinopteri; Perciformes; Cyclopteridae
Exons: 5
Coding region: 67-579 (170 amino acids)
Molecular function (GO): RNA binding
Source: RefSeq, a predicted model, not a curated record